AUGAAGACAGAAGGAAUAAAAAGCCCAUCGGCAAAAUACCAUGAUAUGGCGGGCUCCCAGAGAAUCCCUCACAAGAACCCGCACAUUCAAAAAGUGGCUGUUUUGCAAAGUAAGCCCAAUAAGGAAGAUGCGCUAAAUUUAAUAAAGGAAAUCGCACAUAAAGUUUCCUAUCUAAUGAAGGAAAAUCACUUCAAAGUGACCAACUUGGUGGAGUUUUACCCACGUGAUCAAAGACUCCUGGGAAUGAACGUCAACCAUGGAUCUAAGAUAAUGUUACGGUUAAGAUGCUCCACGGAUGAGUUCCAAUUUUUACCCAUGGAGUGUAUAAUGGGCACCAUGCUGCACGAAUUAACUCACAAUUUAUUCGGUCCACACGACAAAAAGUUCUACAAUAAGCUAGAUGAGUUGAUUGGAAGGCAAUGGGUUAUUGAACAAAGAGGUUUGUACGACACAUUUUUGGGGAACGGUCAACGUCUCGGUGGAAGAGCAAACUUACGUUCAAAUAGAUAUCCUAUGACAGGAAUAAGUACUAACACAGGGAUAGUGAGAAAAAGGGGCAAAGGUGUGAAGUUAGGGAGUUUGCAUCCAGAGGGUAUAUCAUCUAUAGAUAGAGGUAAUUCCCCGAGAGAGUUGGCGGCUUUUGCAGCCGAAAGGAGAUAUAGAGAUGAUCGCUGGUGCGGAGAGACGAAGAAUAACAAAGAUCAAAUAAUAAGUGAUAAUAUUAGCAGCUCCUUAGAAGUUGUAAUCCUUGAUGAUGAUGACGAGGUACUCCCGGGAGAUACUCUUAUCGAAGUUAUUGAUCUCACUUAA
Saccharomyces cerevisiae S288C is the source of this 810-nucleotide messenger RNA. It is a transcript of the gene WSS1, whose product is annotated as metalloendopeptidase WSS1. The record is from RefSeq and is marked reviewed. Gene Ontology annotation, cellular component: nucleus. Bases 1 to 810 code for a protein of 269 amino acids. The transcript has a single exon. Lineage: Eukaryota; Fungi; Ascomycota; Saccharomycetes; Saccharomycetales; Saccharomycetaceae.